This is a messenger RNA of Drosophila takahashii, 1001 nucleotides long. RefSeq names its product dead end (gene dnd). The record is from RefSeq and is a predicted model, not a curated record. NCBI's taxonomy places the organism in Eukaryota, Metazoa, Arthropoda, Insecta, Diptera, Drosophilidae. Gene Ontology annotation, biological process: cilium assembly. Gene Ontology annotation, molecular function: GTP binding; GTPase activity. Gene Ontology annotation, cellular component: cytoplasm; microtubule cytoskeleton.
CUCGGCCCCUCUCUUUCGCUCCUUUGCAGCGGUUGCCUCGGCGACGUACUGUUGUUGCUGCCGGAAUUUGUUGGAGCGUUGAGCGAAUUUGUUUUCAGUUGUUGUGCAGCGCUGAACUUGUGAUGUUGUGUUUGGUGGUUGAAGUAGUCGAUCCAAGUCCCGAACUCUCCUGAAGACACCUCCUCCACCAGAAGACACCGUCGCCGGGCAGUCAGCGGAUCACCGGAUCCCGGGAAUCGAAGAUAUAGUGACGCCGGAGAUCGUCCCGCCUGCUGGCCACCGUUCCCGCGUAGAUUAUAGGAUGGGUCUGCUAUCGCUGUUGCGUAAACUGAGACCCAAUCCGGAGAAGGAGGCUCGCAUCCUGCUCCUGGGCCUGGAUAAUGCGGGCAAAACAACGAUACUGAAGCAAAUGGCCUCGGAGGACAUUACCACGGUGCGUAUAAAAGCGGCGAACUUCUUCCGUUUCCCCCAUAAAAUACGGAGUGAAAUCCCGCAGGUUACGCCCACGGCUGGCUUUAACAUCAAGUCCGUGGCAGCCGAUGGUUUUAAGCUAAAUGUUUGGGAUAUCGGCGGCCAAUGGAAGAUACGUCCAUAUUGGAAGAACUACUUUGCUAAUACCGAUGUGCUGAUCUAUGUAAUUGACUGUACGGAUCGGGCUCGAUUGCCGGAAGCGGGUAGCGAGCUGUUCGAGAUGCUGAUGGACAACCGUCUAAAGCAGGUUCCCGUGCUGAUCUUCGCCAACAAACAGGACAUGCCGGAUGCCAUGAGCGCCUCCGAGGUGGCUGAGAAGAUGAGUUUGGUCCAACUGCAGGGACGAACCUGGGAGAUCAAGGCCUGCACCGCUGUGGAUGGCACUGGCCUCAAGGAGGGAAUGGACUGGGUCUGCAAGAACAUGAAGAAGUAAUCUUAAAUAUCGCAAUCGUCGCUUGUUAAGUUGUCUUUAAGAUCUAAAUAUACGUACCUACUUUUAUUUUCACUUAAUAUAAACAAGAUUUUAACCU